AUUACCAACACUUCAAAACGAACCAUAUACAAAUUUGGCCUAGAUCCUCAUGAGUUAGCGGACUCGCACCAUAUCGCGAGUAUUAGUGCUCGUGACCGGUUACUGCACAUCGUGAAGAAAAACUCUUCUCCAACUAACAACUUGCCAGCCACCCUCGCCAGUCUGAGUAGACAAAAAUGGUGGCAACCACUCACCGGAGGUGGCUUCUUCUCCCCGUUCGCCGUCUUCCUAGCAGACAACCCAUGAAAACGCCCGUCUGCAUCCCGAUCCCCACACGAAACCGCGCCCGCCUCCCGCGCUGCCACCUUUCCCGUUCGAGUGACCCCACCCCCACCUCUGAGGCACAGGCUACCGACUCCCUGCGCGUUGCCUUCGCGUGCGGCGGCGCGGGGGGGCACGUCUAUGCCGCGUUCGCGCUCGCCGAAGAGGUCCAGGCCUCGCUCCCUGGCUCCCGCUCCCUCUUCCUCGGCGCCCCCGCCCCGUCCCUCGAGUCCGCCACCGCCGCGUCUUCCUCAUACCCAUUCGCCCCCGUCCCUCCUUGCCUCCCCCGCGCGCUCCUCGCCGCGGCGCUGCACCUCUACCACUUCCGCCCCCACGUCCUCGUCGCCACCGGCGGUCCCCCCGCCCUGCCCAGCUGCCUCGCCGCGCUGCUCCUGGGACUCCCUUUCGUGAUCCAGGACCAGGACGCCGGCCCCGCCCCUGCCACCCGCCUCCUGGCCCCCCUCUCUCGCCGUGUCUUUCUCGCGUUCAACGCGCCCGUCCGCCUCCUCCCGAAGCGCAAGUGCGCCGUCUACGGGAACCCCGUCCGCAUGUCCAUCCGCAACCGCAGGAUGUCCAAGGCCGCCGCCAUGGCGCGUUUCUUCCCCAGGGCAGGGCUGGUGGAGGCGGAGGGGAUGGAGGUCGUGCUUGUGCUCGCCGGGACGGUGGGAUCGCCGCAGAUCAAUGUGGCAGUACUUAACAUGUAUUACGAGAUGCUGUCGAGAAGGAAAAAUAGGUACAUUAUAUGGCAGACGGGACCAGAGGAUUUCUGCGAGAUGGAGAGCCUCGUCAGGGCGCAUCGCCGGCUGUUUCUGACACCAUUCUUGCAUGAAAUGGACAUGACAUAUGCUGCUACUGAUGUUGUCGUUUCUCGAGCUGGUUCUGUGGCUUGCACUGAGAUAUUGGUCACUGGGAAACCGGCAAUUCUGAUACCCUUACCGACAAUUGUGGAUGACCAUCAAACGAAAAACGCGUAUAUCAUGGCAGAUGUCAUGGGAGCAAGGGUCAUAACAGAAGAUGAACUUGAUUCUAGUAGCCUAACAUGCAUAAUUGAUGAAAUUGUUGGUGAUGAGAAAUUGAUGGCAGAGAUGUCUCAGAAGGCACUAAAUGCUGCUCGACCAAAUGCUUCGGCUGAUAUUAUUCAUCACAUCUGUUCACUGAUUGGCCGAACUAACCUGACAUAAAUCUUGUUUUGCACAUUACACGAACUCUUGUUUGCAGUAAUCCAUGCGCUAGUAUUAGUUGCUGGGAUGCUGUGCAGCAGAACGGCAUCUCAUUCUUGAAGUCGAGACUGAAGAUAUAAUUAAUCUACUCCGUAUUUUGGUUCACUUGAACGACAAAGCAUCCAGGUAGGGAAUGGUGCCUCCAGGAGUCCAGGUACUGCUUACUUGGGCUGUCACGUUCAGUAAGUAAUAAAAAGAUUCUAGUGCUACUAACUGUUAAAGAAGACCUCCUAACUGAGACCUGAGAGUAUGCAAAUUUACUCUAGUGUGGCAGAAUUGCUGAAUCUAAAACUAACUUAAGACUUCAGAGCAUUGUACUCUGCAUCUGCCUUUUUACAAAGGCUUAUCUCCCAUUUCAUUCAGAAGGCUGAACUCCUUGGUGAAGCUUAGUAUUCCCUCACUCCCACACGGAGGGCUGGAAAAAAAGCUUGAAGCUCGCGAGCUAAAUGAGUAGCUCGUGACUCGGCUCGAAUCGACUCGAACUCGAAGAAUAACAAGUCGAGCCAAGCUUUAUUUUAAGAUCGUUUAUAGAUCAAGUUAAACGAGCCGAGUUCACGAGUACUCGUGUAACUCGUUAGGCUCGGUAUAAAACUCACCCACCCAGCACCACCUUGCAUCCCAGGCCAGUCGCAUAGGCACAACACAGGGUCCAUCCGUGUAACACUAGGCCCAACCACCUAGGACACACACGCCACAAUAGUGAGAGACCAGUAUGUCAAUUCCUGUCCCGUCUCAUCUAUAUCUGAAUCAUGAGUUCGCGACAGCGGCAGUGCUGUGUAAACCCACCUCUCGGGUCAUGUACAUGUUGCUAACUUGUUGAUUAUUGUGAUCAUGUACCAUUGUAUGUGGAAUUGUGGUCAUGUACAUGUACUGACUUUGUGGUCAUGUACAAGUUAUAAGUUAAGCUACUUACAAUUGUGGUCAUGUUGAUGGUACUAACAGUUGUAAGUUAAGCUACUUACAAUUGUUUGUGAACAUCGUACAUGAUUAAUAUGUACAUGUUACAUUCCCAAUUAAUUUUUUUUAUCAUA
Molecule: messenger RNA, 2512 nt
Organism: Triticum aestivum (bread wheat)
Lineage: Eukaryota; Viridiplantae; Streptophyta; Magnoliopsida; Poales; Poaceae
Product: UDP-N-acetylglucosamine--N-acetylmuramyl-(pentapeptide) pyrophosphoryl-undecaprenol N-acetylglucosamine transferase
Exons: 4
Coding region: 177-1442 (421 amino acids)
Biological process (GO): carbohydrate metabolic process
Molecular function (GO): undecaprenyldiphospho-muramoylpentapeptide beta-N-acetylglucosaminyltransferase activity
Source: RefSeq, a predicted model, not a curated record